AGGCAGCAGCAGCAGCGGCAUCAUCAUCAGCAGCAGCAGCAGCUACAGCAGCAGCAAUACACUCCGUGCUGCGACGACAACCACAAUCGACCACCACCCAUCACCACCACCACCCACCAACACCAUCAGUAACACCAACAUCGUGAACAUGGGACGUCUGGCUCGGUUCAGAAUAUCUCAAUAAGACUGCCGUAGCGCUUCAUGUCAAAUCAAUGAUAACAACUCCCAUUGCAUUGUCAGGCUUGGGGUGCUACGCGUACAGUAUAACAACAUAGACUGCACUGCGACUCAGGCAAUCACACAACAUACACACAACAUACACGGACAGUUCCUUGCGAAGAUUAAAUCGCGUUCGUUGUGGUCGCUAUUAUCUUAGAAUCGCACGCAGGCUUCGUCAACGCCGCUUGCAGCAAGGCCGCAGGCGAUCUUUGAGCGGCGCUUGUGUAGCUCUAUCAACGCACCAUGGCAGACGACACCGGACCAGAUGCCAACCUGGGCGCCUUCUCGCCGGUUGACUAUAUGAGCAUCACGAGUUUCCCGCGGCUUCCGGAGGAUGACGCCGCCUCCAGUGACACGGGUGGCGUGCGGGCCCGACGCAAGCAGGAUGACGCCCUCGAUGACCCCGACUCCAACGACCCCGAGAACUUCCUCAAAACUGCGCGGCUGCAGCGACUGCCCUCGUCUUCCUCGGAGCCUGACAGCCAGGAGUCGUCCCCGCUGCGCCUCACCAAGAAGGACCCCUUCUCGCAGGAGUGCGCGUGCCGCCGCGACGGCCUCACCGUCAUCAUCACCGCCUGUCUCACCUUCGCCACCGGCGUCACCAUCGCGCUCAUCAUACAGAUUUACCUCGGCGAGCCUCAGGUGUACUACAACGGCACGGUGGUGUCCGACGUGCGGCUGUGCUCGGACAUUGGCGCCGACAUUCUGCACAAGCAGGGCUCCUCUGUCGACGCGGCAGUUGCCACGGCGCUGUGCGCGGGCAUCGUGCACCCGCACUCGUCCGGGCUAGGCGGGGGCGGAGUUAUGUUGGUGCACAACAUCAAGGAGAACACGACGCGAGCCAUUGAUUUCUGGGCUGUGGCUCCGGCUGAGGACCUCUUAUUUAACAACCUGAACGCUAACCUGACUGCGGGGCUGAGUGUGGGCGUGCCGGGAAUGAUUAAAGGCCUGUACCAGGCUCAUCAGCUGUACGGCAGAAUGCCGUGGGGCGAGGUGGUGGCGGCAGCUGCUCGCGUCGCCAAGGACGGCUUCAACGUCACCACGGAGCUCGCGUCGGCCGUGGGCCACCUGCUCAGCGGGAACCUCUCGGCGAGCUUGCGUGGCGUGUUUGCGCCGGGCGGCCAGGGCGUCCUGGCCGGGGACCCCAUGAAGCGGCUGGACUUGGCGGACGUGCUGGAUGCCAUCGCGCUGCACGGCCCCGACGCGGUCUAUCGGAGUAAUCUGACCCUCGAGCUCAUCGCGCAGGUGGCUGCAAAUGGAGGAGUGCUUAGUGCUGAAGACUUCAGCAACUACUCUGUCCUGGUGCAAAACCCACUGGAAACCACCUAUCAGGGCCAUCUCCUGCUGUCGGCCCCACCGCCCCAUGCGGGGGCCUCCCUGCUUCUCGCCCUCGGCAUCAUGGAGGGAUAUAAUCUGAGCACGCAGGAUGAUGGCAACCUCACCUACCACUGGCUGACCGAGGCCCUCAAGUUUUCCUUCGUCCAGGGCAGCACUCUUGGGGACCCUACUGUGGAUGCUUCUGUAGCCGAACGUAUGCAGAAUAUACUCAGCAAGCUGGAGGCAGGUCGCAUCAGGGAGCUGAUUAACGACAAGUGGACGUUACCCGCCGACAGCUACGGAGCGAAGCAGCUCAUUGACUCUUACGGCGACGCCAGCUCUGUGCUCGUCAUGGGGCCCGACGACCUCAUCGUGGCCAUGACCAGUUCUCUGAGCGGCGCGUUUGGCAGCCGUGUCAUGACGCCCUCUGGCAUCCUGCUAAACAGCGCCAUGCUCGACUUCACCAACCCCAGCCAAAGCCCCAACUCCACAGCCGACCAGGCGAACGUCAUGGGACCAGGCCGGCGGCCGAUCACCUGGGCCCUUCCCACCAUCGCACGGCCCCUGCGCGGUCUCUGCGGCACCUACCUGUCGCUGGGCGGCUCCAAGGGGCCUGCAGAUACCAGCAGUCUUGCACAGAUUAUCAUAGACCUCUUCUCAUUCCGGAGAAAUGUAACCGACAGCGUGCUGCUGGCACGGCUGCAUCCAGAGCCCAACUUGUGGCGUGUGCUGGUGGAGGAUGGCUUCCCAGAGGCGGAGGCGAGCUUCCUGCGAAGUCACGGCCACAAUGUGGUGAGGAGCAGGGGAUCCCUGGGCGUCACGCACGUCGUCCGUCGCCUCAACGAUAACAUCCGGGGCGUGGAGGACCCCCGCGCGGGACGAGCGCUGCCUUGAGCCCGGCAUGGCACGGGUCCCCCCCCCGCUCCUUCCUCCUCUCGCCACCAACCUUCCCUCCACCUCUUAUGCCCAAAAUCCUUGUAAACAUAGCUUCAGUUUUACGAUAAUUGUUUUAAAAUAUAUAUAUUUGUGGGUAUAACGAGCUGCUUUCUUACAUGAGAAAUGAACUCAGUUUUUGAUCCUUUUAAACAAUUUCAUAUUUCACCCCUAUUUUUAUUGCAUUAGCAAUUACGCCAUUCCCCAGGGACUAGUACACGUAGGAAUCCUUCAUCUGGGAAUGUUUUCAUUUAUCCUUGAUUUUUAAGCACGGUGUUUAGUUAUAGUUGAUAAGAUUUUUUUGGUGGGUUCUUAUAAAGUCAAUAUGUAAUUUGCGCCCUGUCAACCCGUUUUAGUAUUCAUGCCUGCUUUUAAAGAUCGAGGCAUUUAAAAUUCAUUUAGCCCUGCUCCACACAGCCUUUCCUAGAAGCCGGUCAGACCCAGUACAAGUGUAUUAGCUAAUUAUUAAAACUAUGCUGGUUAAGGAUGGUAUGAACGUGAUAAUAUUGUCCAGUGUGUUCUCUGCUUAAAACAGGUGAUGUGACAGACAAUACGGAACCCUGUGGAGCAGUCUCGUACGCAAUCGAUGAAUCGGACCAACUCAGCCAAUGUAUUAAAUAGCAUAUGACUUGCUUAAUUAGCUCAAGUGAGGUGAGCCAAUGAAGGUUCAUGCAAGGUUAUAUUAGUCUAUAUCCGAGCUGAUACUGGCCACAGGUGCAAGGUGGAAUUUAAAGCCCUGUAAGAGGUCCCUUGACUGGACCAUAUAAUUAUAAGAACAGUUUGGCCUGCUCAGGGAGGAGAAAGGAACUGCAAAUUUAGCGGUGCCUUUCAAAAACGUCAGAUUAGCAUGACCAUAUUUGCUUUCUGGAGAUCAUCAUUCACCCAGAUUGUUUAAAAAUAGUUUACUGUGAAUGUUUGUCAAAAAAACCCUAUAUUUAGCACUUCAGACUUUGGUAGUUAUUUUAAGAUAUAAUUUAGCCAUUUCUAUAACCUGAUGGGAUAACCCAACAGGCUUCAUGUAUUUGUGGUUGUAGUAACUCGUUUAUGGGAAGUCGCAGGCUCGGCUCCCUGUACAGUCAUCACAGUUAUUCGGGCUGCCUGCUGCUGCUGUCCACAAUCGAAGUGUUGGGCUUACACGGUGGCUCGCCACACACUGGUGGGGAGAAGCUGCAUGCUUAAAUGUUUAGGGCUGCAAAUUGACACUGCUUUAGAGUCGCCAAAUGAACCUGUGGAUUUCACAACUUUCCAACUUUAUCUGUUGCCAAUUCAAAGUGUGUUUAAUAGUUGACAGAAUUGACAGUGGUUGGCCUGCGAUAAUCAUUGGCUAUUGGGACAACUUUCUGUAAAAUUCUGGUUUUGUUAGAUAUUUAAAUAAUCAUCAGCUCUUAACAUUUAUCAACGACGUUGACAUUUUUCACAUCCUAAUUGCAAUCCAAAUUAUUUAUUAACUGCUUGCAAAUAUUUUUUUUUUAUGAAUCAGUCAUGUCUUAAUGCAUUAGAUGUACCAUACAGGUGAUUGGCUAUAAGAGUGUUGUGUUCCUUAUGGCAGUUGUAGCAAUCGAAAUGCAGUGUAUGAAUAGAAACCACCCAGUGCUUGAUGCUUUUGGGUAUUUAUAGCUGAAAUGUUUUGCACGUUGUGCCCACUGCUGCUAAAGUGGCUUGAGUAUGUUGCUUUUCACACUGACGAGAAAUGCACCUGUACCGUUGCUAUUUGUGAUUUGCAUUUACAGGUGGCAUUACGUGUGAUGCGUUAAAUCUUGGGCACUACAACUAAAGUGUGGUACUUUGAGUUGCAGAAAUAUUUAUUUUAUUAUGGCCAUUCCAUUGCAUAUGUUAAUUUUGAAAUAGUUUAAAACGUGCAGAGUACUGGGAUACAGUUUAGACUAUUGCGUGCAAUUGGCUUUCAAAAAAAAUUAAUCCAGCAUUAAUGUCUUAGUCGUGUUGUAAUGUGUUCUUUACAAUGCACAGUUGCAUCCAUGAACAGAGGGAAAGGUCUAGCACACUCCGUUGUGCUAUACAGCAGGUGUGCAAAGGUUGCAAAGUGCCGGAGUGUAAAUGGGGAAAUUGGACGGAAUGGUGCAUCCACUUGUCCUUUUUCUGCUGGCACAUCUGAGCCGAGCUGGGCCGAGCCGGGCAUCGCGGGUCAUUGUUCCCACUGCAGAAGCAGAGCUGUGCCACUCGCAUCACCAUGUGUGACGCAAUGACUCUAUACCGGAGCAACGUACUUGUCGUGGGUUCGAUUGGGGUGCACACAACUUGGAGGCGACACUAUUAACGCAUAACCAACGGGAACGUUGUAGACAGGAUGCUGACCACUGUUCCUAAUCUCACUAACACUCGCGGAGGGAAUACUACAUAACAUGACCAGGGCAGGUUAACGGGCUUGCCUGGUCACGAAGGUCGGAGCCUGGAGCAUUGAUGGCGUCUUCAUCCCGGGGUCGAACAGCCCCUCUUCUCUGUUCACACCCUGCUUAUAACUCCCGUGGCGUGGCCAGCUCUGCCCCAGGCCAUGCCCCCCUUCUCGAUCCUUUUGGAAGGUCUGGGCCUCCAACCACGUGACCCCCCCAAGCUCCCCUCUGGGGCCCUCGCCCCCCUUUAUCCAGUCGCGUGUCCUGUUGUGAUCACGCAGUGUCACGGCCUGGCACGAUCCCCGUGACACCCGCCUACAGUACCCAUAUCGAGCUAACACAGUAGUGACGUCGUAUGUCACUAAAUACAUACCGACUGAUGCCAUAUGCAUUGAAUGCGCCAUUAAACCUGGCCCGGCUUGGCAAUCGGGAAGAUCUGAUGUUUUGUGAGGCUAGCAUUAUUAUGGUUUGGUUCCGGCAAAUUGCCAGCAGGAAACCACGUGACAGCCCUGUGCUGGCUCAAGAUGUGCCGGUGGGUAAUGGAGUAUUGGGGAACAGACGGGGGAGUUUACCGGCGCCACUGACCUGGGCCUCCCUGGAGCCCGGCAUGACGUGGCUGGAGCACGGCCUCCCAACAAAGCACGAAGCAGCGCAGAGCCAUUGGACUGCCACACCCUCCCGUGGUGGCUUGCCGGGAAAAUGCGCAGUCCACCUCUUCAGCUCUGUAUGCUUAAUUGCCGUUAGUGAAUGAGCAUGGUACAUUUUUUUUUUGCUGUGUUUUAAACAGCAUGGCAUCUGACCCUGUAUCUCACUUGGCAAUGUGUUGUUUCACUGAUGUGUGUGCUAUUGCUAUGCCAGGUAAAAAAAAAAACUGAAGUAAAAAAAAUAAAGUAUUAAAAACACUC
This is a messenger RNA of Lethenteron reissneri (Far Eastern brook lamprey), 5722 nucleotides long. It is a transcript of the gene GGT7, whose product is annotated as gamma-glutamyltransferase 7. Gene Ontology annotation, molecular function: glutathione gamma-glutamate hydrolase. NCBI's taxonomy places the organism in Eukaryota, Metazoa, Chordata, Hyperoartia, Petromyzontiformes, Petromyzontidae. The record is from RefSeq and is a predicted model, not a curated record. Gene Ontology annotation, biological process: glutathione catabolic process. Gene Ontology annotation, cellular component: plasma membrane.